This is a messenger RNA of Orycteropus afer afer, 5274 nucleotides long. It is a transcript of the gene C4A, whose product is annotated as complement C4A (Rodgers blood group). Gene Ontology annotation, biological process: complement activation; inflammatory response. Gene Ontology annotation, cellular component: extracellular region. The record is from RefSeq and is a predicted model, not a curated record. Gene Ontology annotation, molecular function: protein binding; endopeptidase inhibitor activity. Lineage: Eukaryota; Metazoa; Chordata; Mammalia; Tubulidentata; Orycteropodidae.
GUGGAUCCUCCAGCCAUGAGGUUCCUCUGGGGGCUGAUCUGGAUCUUCAGCUUCUUCACCUUGUCUCUGCAGAAGCCUAGGUUGCUCCUGUUUUCUCCUUCUGUGGUUCACCUGGGGGUCCCCCUGUCGGUGGGGCUGAAGCUCCAGGAUGUCCCCCGAGGCCAGGAAGUGAGAGGCUCAGUGUACCUGAGAAACCCAAAAAACAUUAAUGUCCCCUGCUCCCCAAAGGUGGACUUCACCCUCAACUCAGAAAAAGACUUCACACUCCUCAGCCUCCAGAUCCGCCUGGAAGAUGCCGAAAGCUGUGGCCUCGGUCGCCUCCUCAGAGGCCCUGAGGUACAGCUUGUAGCCAGUUCACCAUGGCUGAAGACCUAUCUAUCCAAAGAUAUAGACAUUCAGGGCGUCAACCUGCUCUUCUCCUCUCGCCGGGGGCACCUCUUUCUGCAGACUGACCAGCCCAUUUAUAACCCUGGACAGCGGGUCCGGUACCGGGUCUUUGCACUGGAUCAAAAGAUGCGCCCAUCCACUGACACCCUCACGGUCACUGUGGAGAAUUCUCAGGGCCUCCGUGUGUGGAAGAAGGAGGUGUUCUCUCCAUUGUCCAUCUUCCAGGGUGAUUUUUUGAUCCCAGACAUCUCAGAGCCAGGGACUUGGAAGAUCUCAGCCCGAUUCUCAAAUGCCCCACAAUCCAACAGCAGCACCCAGUUUGAGGUGAAGAAAUAUGUUCUUCCCAACUUUGAGGUGAAGAUCAUCCCUGGAAAGCCUUACAUCCUGACAGUGCCUGGCUUUCUCGCUGAAAUCCAGUUAGACAUCCAGGCCAGGUACAUCUACGGGAAGCCAGUGCAGGGGGUGGCUUAUGUGCGCUUUGGGCUCCUGGGUGAAGGUGGUGAGAAGAAGUUCCUUAAGGGGCUGGAGAAUCAGACCAAGCUGGUAGAUGGCCAAACUCACAUUUCCCUCUCAGAGGCUGCGGUCCAGGAAGCCCUGGCAAAGCUUAAUGUCAAAGUCACUGACCUUCUGGGGCUGCGUCUCUAUGUUGCAGCAGCCAUCAUUGAAUCUCCAGGCGGGGAGCUGGAGGAGGCAGAGCUCACAUCCUGGCGUUUUGUGUCAUCUCCCUUCAUUUUGGAUCUCAGCAAUACCAAGCGCCAUCUUGUGCCGGGGGCCCCCUUUUUGCUGCAGGCUCAGGUCCGUGACAUGUUGGGCUCCCCAGCUGCUGACAUUCCUGUCAAAGUUUCUGCCAAGUUGUCUUCUCCUGGGUCUGCUGCUAAUAUCCAGGACUUUCAGCAGAACACAGAUGGAAGUGGCCAAGCCAGUAUUCACAUCAAUAUUCCUCAGACCACCCAAGAACUGCAGAUCUCAGUAUCUGCAGGCUCCCCCUAUCCAGAUACGGCCAGGCUUACUGUGACAGCCCCACCCUCACAUGGCUCCGGGUUUCUGUCUAUUGAGCGCCUGAAGCUGCAGCCCCCUCAAGUUGGGGACACUUUCAACCUAAACCUGAGAGCCGUGGGCAUCAGUGGGGCUACCUUCUCUCAUUACUACUACAUGAUCCUGUCCCGGGGUGAGAUUGUGUCCCUGAACCGAGAGCCCAGGAUGACCUUGACCUCAGUCUCCGUGUUUGUGGACCAUCGCCUGGCACCCUUCUUCCACUUUGUGGCCUUCUACUACCACAAGGGUGUCCUCAUUGCCAACUCCCUGCGAGUGGAUGUCCAGUCUGGGGCCUGUGAGGGCAAGCUGGAGCUGAAUGUGGACGGUGCCAAGGAGUAUCAUCCUGGGGAGUCUGUCAAGUUCCACCUGCAAACAGAUUCCCCGGCCCUGGUGGCGCUGGGAGCUGUGGACACAGCUCUAUACGCUGUGAGCAGCAGUUCCCACAAACCUCUCAACAUGGGCAAGGUCUUUGAAGUUAUGAGCAGCUAUGACCUUGGCUGUGGCCCUGGCGGGGGGAACACUGCCCUUCAGGUUUUUGAGGCAGCGGGCCUGGCCUUUUCUGAUGGAGAGUACUUGACCUCAGCCAGAAAGAGUCUGAGCUGCCCCAAGGAAAAAACCCGGAAAAAGAGAAACAUGAACUUCCAAAAGGCCUUUGUUGAAAAGUUGGGCCAGUAUACUUCAACAACAGCCAAGCACUGCUGCCGUGAUGGGCUGACCCGGCUGCCCAUGGUGCGCUCCUGUGAGCAGCGGGCGGCCCGCGUGCUGGACCCAGCCUGCCAGGAGCCCUUCCUGUCUUGCUGCCAGUUUGCUGAGAACCUACGCAAGAAGGCCCGGGCCAGGGGCCAGGUGGGCCUUGCCCGAGCCAUGCAGAUGCUGCAGGAGGAGGAACUGAUGGAGGAGGAUGACAUCCUUGUGCGCAGCUUCUUCCCUGAGAAUUGGCUCUGGAGAGUGGAAAAAGUAGACCGCUCCAAGACAUUCACACAAUUUCUCCCUGAUUCACUGACCACUUGGGAGAUCCAUGGCGUGAGCCUGUCCCAGAGCAAAGGCCUGUGUGUGGCUACACCGGUCCAAGUGCAAGUGUUCCGUGACUUCCACGUGCAUGUCCGCCUACCUACCUCCGUCCGCCGUUUUGAGCAGCUUGAGCUGCGACCUGUGCUCUACAACUACCUGGAUAGAAACCUGACAGUGAGUGUCCAUGUGGCCCCAGUGGAAGGGCUGUGUCUGGCUGGCGGUGGAGGGCUAGCUCAGCAGGUGCUGGUGCCUGCCAGCUCUGCCCGGCCUGUGGCCUUCUCCAUGGUGCCCACAGCGGCUGCCGCUGUGUCCUUGAAGGUGGUAGCUCGAGGGACCCUUGAUUUCCCUGUGGGGGACGCAGUGUCUAAGAUUCUACAAAUUGAGAAGGAAGGGGCCAUCUUCAGGGAGGAGAUUGUCUAUGAACUCAACCCCCUGGACCACCGAGCCCGCACCUUGGAAAUUCCUGGCAACUCUGAUCCCAAUGUUAUCCCUGAAGGAGAUUUCAGCAGCUUUGUCAGAGUCACAGCCUCAGAUCCAUUGGACACUUUGGGCUCUGGGGGGGCCUUGUCCCCAGGAGGCCUGACCUCCCUACUGAGGCUGCCACAGGGCUGUGGGGAGCAAACCAUGACCCUCUUGGCUCCCACACUGGCUGCUUCCCGCUACCUGGAUAAGACAGAGCAGUGGAGCAUGCUGCCCCCCGAGACGAAGGACCGUGCCGUGGAUCUGAUCCAGAAAGGCUACAUGCGGAUCCAGCAGUUCCGGAAAUCAGAUGGUUCCUACGGGGCUUGGUUACACAGGGACAGCAGCACCUGGCUCACAGCCUUUGUGUUGAAGGUACUGAGUUUGGCCCAGGAGCAGGUGGGCGGCUCACCUGACAAGCUGCAAGAGACGGCCAGGUGGCUGCUGUCCCAGCAGCAGGCUGACGGUUCCUUCCGAGACUCCUGUCCUGUGAUUCACAGGGGCAUGCAGGGGGGCUUGGUGGGGGAAGAUGAGACCGUGGCACUCACAGCCUUCGUGGUCAUUGCCCUUCACCACGGGCUGACCAACUUCCAGGACAACAGUGCUGAGGCAUUGAAACAAACAGUGGUAAAUUCCAUUUCAAAUGCAAACUCAUUCUUGGGGAGGCAAGCAAGUUCCGGGCUCCUAGGGGUCCAUGCAGCCGCCAUCACAGCCUAUGCCCUGACGCUGUCUGGGGCCCCCAAAGACCUGAAGGUUGUGGCCCACAACAAUCUCAUGGCCAUGGCCCAGGAGAUUGGUGAUAACCUGUAUUGGGGCACACUUGCUGGGUCUCCAAACAACGUCGUGUCACCCACCCCGGCUCCUCGCAGCCCAUCAGACCCCAUGCCCCAGGCCCCGGCCCUGUGGAUUGAAACCACAGCCUACGGCCUGCUGCACCUGCUGCUUUGGGAAGGAAGGGCCGAGAUGGCCAACCAGGCUGCAGCCUGGCUCACCCACCAGGGCAGCUUCCAGGGGGGAUUCCGCAGCACCCAGGACACGGUCAUCGCCCUGGAAGCCCUGUCUGAAUACUGGAUUGUCUCCCACACCACCGAGGAGAAUGUGCUCAACGUGACUCUGAGCUCCACUGGCCGCAGUGGUUUCAAGAUCCAUGCGUUCCAUCUGAACAGUCACCAAAUCCAGGGCCUGGAGGAGGAGCUGCAGUUUUCCUUGGGCAGCAAGAUUAAUGUAAAGGUGGAAGGAAACAGCAAAGGAACCCUGAAGAUCCUUCGUAUGUACAACGUCCUGGACAUGAAGAACACGACCUGCCAGGAUCUUCAUAUUGAAGUGACGGUCAUGGGCUACGUUGAGUACACAAUGGAAGCCAAUGAGGACUAUGAGGACUACGGAGAUGAUGAGCUUCCAGCUGGGGAUGACCCAGAUGCCCACUCCCGGCCUGUGACGCCCCUGCAGCUGUUUGAGGGACGGAGGAAUCGCCGCCGGAGGGAGGCCCCCAAGGUGGUGGAGGAGCAGGAGUCCCGAGUGCAGUACACUGUGUGCAUCUGGCGGAAUGGCAAGUUGGGGCUCUUUGGCAUGGCCAUUGCAGACAUCUCCCUCCUGAGUGGCUUCCACGCCCUACGGGCUGACCUGGAGAAGCUGACCUCCCUCUCUGACCGUUAUGUGAGUCACUUUGAGACUGAGGGACCCCACGUCCUGCUCUACUUUGACUCGGUCCCCACCUCGAAGGAGUGUGUGGGCUUUGGAGCCGUGCAGGAGGUGGCCGUGGGACUGGUGCAGCCAGCCAGUGCAUCCCUGUAUGACUACUACAACCCUGAGUACAAAUGUUCUGUGUUUUAUGGCGCACCAAGUAAGAGCAAACUUCUGUCCAAAUUGUGCUCUGGAGAUGUCUGCCAGUGUGCAGAGGGCAAAUGCCCUCGCCAGCACCGCGCCCUGGAGCGGGGGCAGCUGCAGAAUGAGGAUGGUUACAGAAUGAAGUUUGCCUGCUACUACCCCCGGGUGGAGUAUGGCUUUCAGGUGAAGGUUCUCCGAGAAGACAGCAGAGCUGCUUUCCGCCUCUUUGAGACCAAGAUCGUCCAAGUCUUGCACUUUACCAAGGACACCAAGGCCACUGCUGGUCAGACCCGAAACUUCCUGGUUCGAGACUCUUGCCGCCUUCACUUAGAGCCUGGGAAAGAAUAUUUGAUCAUGGGUCUGGAUGGGGUCACCUAUGAUACCAAAGGAGACCCCCAGUACCUGCUGGACUCAAAUAGCUGGAUUGAAGAGAUGCCCUCGGAGCGCCUAUGCCGGAGCACCCGCCAGCGGGCAGCCUGUGCCCAGCUCAAUGAGUUCCUUCAGGAGUAUGGCACGCAGGGUUGCCAAGUGUGAGGUGGCUUCCCACCUCCCCAG